Molecule: messenger RNA, 6033 nt
Organism: Amphiprion ocellaris (clown anemonefish)
Lineage: Eukaryota; Metazoa; Chordata; Actinopteri; Pomacentridae
Gene: canx
Product: calnexin
Exons: 16
Coding region: 154-2118 (654 amino acids)
Biological process (GO): protein folding
Cellular component (GO): endoplasmic reticulum; endoplasmic reticulum membrane
Molecular function (GO): calcium ion binding
Source: RefSeq, a predicted model, not a curated record
CCAGCCAAUCAAAUCCUGACAGUUGACAGGAAACGUCAGACGUCCGCCCCCGGUGACCAAUCAGCGGCGGGGGGAGGCGGGUUAGUGCCCUCCGAUAUGUCACGUGACGCCCCUCAGUAGUUCCCAGGCGGUCGGAGCAGAGAGCCGGAGAUUAUGGAUCAGAGGGUCGGGUUGUUCAUUCUUCUCGCGUUGGGCCUCCUCUGCCUCACCUUGACGCCCGUCUCUCGGGCCGAGGACCUGAUUGAGGACAGUCUGGGCGACGACGUGGAUGUUGAGGAUGAGCUGGAUCUGGGUUUAGCCGGAGCCGAUGAGGACGACGACGAGCUGGAGGGAGACGUGGAGGAAGAAGCUCCGUCUGCUCCCAAAACUCCUCCCACACCGAAGGUGACCUACAAAGCUCCAGAGCCGAUGGGGGAACAUUUCUUCGCCGAGUCUUUUGACCGGGGAACACUUGACGGGUGGGUGUUGUCCAGCGCCAAGAAGGACGACGCUGAUGAGGACAUCGCCAAGUAUGACGGUAAAUGGUCGGUGGAGGAGAUGAAGGACUCAAAGCUGCCUGGAGAUAAAGGUCUGGUCCUGAAGUCUCGAGCCAAACAUCACGCCAUCUCAGCCCAGCUGCUGCGACCUUUUAUCUUUGACACCCAGCCGCUCAUCAUCCAGUACGAGGUGAACUUCCAGGCCGGUAUCGACUGUGGCGGCGCCUACGUCAAGCUGCUGACUCAGACUCCGGAUCUGGACUUGGACCAGUUUGUGGAUAAAACUCCGUACACCAUCAUGUUCGGACCCGACAAAUGUGGAGAAGAUUACAAGCUGCACUUCAUCUUCAGGCACAAGAACCCCAAAACUGGAGAGUACGAAGAGAAACAUGCCAAGAAGCCAGACGCCGACCUGAGGACGUAUUACACCGACAAGAAGACUCACCUGUACACUCUAGUGGUGAACCCUGACAACAGCUUCGAGGUGCUGGUGGACCAGACGGUGGUGAACAGCGGCAGCCUGCUGACAGACAUGACCCCCCCAGUAAACCCCCCGGCAGAGAUAGAGGACCCUGACGACCACAAACCAGAGGACUGGGACGAGAGGCCCAAGAUCCAGGACCCCGACGCUGCCAAGCCUGAAGACUGGGAUGAAGAUGCUCCCGCUCAGAUCCCAGAUGAAGACGCCGUGAAACCAGACGGCUGGUUGGACGACGAGCCCGAGUACAUGGGAGACCCCGACGCCGUCAAACCCGAGGACUGGGACGAGGACAUGGACGGCGAGUGGGAGGCGCCUCAGGUCCCCAACCCCGCCUGUGAGACCGCCCCUGGCUGUGGCGCCUGGAAACGCCCCACCAUCGACAACCCCAACUAUAAGGGCAAGUGGAAGCCGCCCAUGAUUGACAACCCCAACUACCAGGGCGUCUGGAAGCCGAGAAAGAUCCCCAACCCGGCGUACUUCGAGGACCUCCAGCCGUUCAGGAUGACGCCGUUCAGCGCCGUCGGUCUGGAGCUCUGGUCCAUGACCUCCGACAUCUUCUUCGACAACUUCUUCAUCACCAACGACCGCAACACGGCCGAGCGCUGGGCCACCGACGGCUGGGGGCUGAAGAAGGCAGCAGAGGGUGCCGCCGAGCCCGGUCUGGCCACUCAGAUGCUGAACGCUGCAGAGGAACGUCCGUGGCUGUGGGUGGUCUACGUCCUCACCGUGGCGUUACCUCUGGUCCUGAUCAUCGUGUUCUGCUGCACUGGAAAGAGGUCUUCAGGAUCAGCUCAGGGUCAGUUGAGUCUCACCAGCUUACAGGAAGAGUUUAAUGAUCCCGGACGUCCACCUUCCUCCUCCUCCUCCUCAGGCCUGAAGAAAACACCAGCCACGCCGGCAGAGUACAAGAAGACGGACGAGCCUCAGCCGGACGUGAAGGAGGAGGAAGAAGAGGAAGUGGAGGAGGAGGAGAAGGCUGAAGAGGCCGAGAAGAGCAGUCCAGAAGCUGCAGAGGAGAAGAGCGACGGAGAGGAAAGUCCUGUAGAGAAAGAGGAAGACGAAGUGGAGAAGGAGGAAGAGAAGGAGGCCACGGCCGACGAGAAACUGGAGGAGGACAUUCUGCGGAGAUCUCCCAGGAACAGGAAGGUCAGAAGGGACUGAUAUCUGAAUCCACAGCCCUGACCUCCUCACCUCUCCGACUCCCCUCUUCAGACAUCUCCUCUUCCUCCUCCUCCUCCUCCUCCUCCUCCUCCUCCUCCUCCUCCUCCUCCUCCUCCUCCUCUUCUUCUACUACUACGAGGCGACGGAGCCCGAAUGGGUUCAGUGGAAGCAGCGAAGCUGAAAGGAAACUAAUCGAGAUCUCUGACAUGGAUGCCUGAUGAUGAUUCCAGUAUGAACGGGACUAAGUUAGUGUGAUUUAGAGGAUUUUUGUUUUUGAAAGAGAUUACCUUCCUGCAUCAUUCCUUAACAACACCUAAGCAGACUCCAACCUCCUGGGCCGACGUCCUGCCUGCCAAACCGCCACCCUGAGCUAGCAGCUGCCUAAUUAGCCUUUUAGCAACAUGCUAAUAGUGUCUUGAGAGAUGAUUUGGCUGUUUUGGUUUGAGGUAGCCUGCCAUGAGUUUCAUUAGCCUACCAGCAGCCAGAUUGUUUAGCCACCAACUGUCAGGUCGGUACUGCUAGUUAACCUGCCACAAGUCUUGCUAAAUAGUCUUCAAGCAGAUUUGUUUACAGUCGACACGCAGUACUAGUAGCUCAGCAGCAGCCACGUAUACUGAGGCUAGCAGGAUUCACUACAAGGCUAGCUAAAAAAGGCUACUAAAAAUAAGUCCCUAAUUAGCCCCUAGCCUACCGAUUGAAUGCUAACUGGGCUACCAGUCAGGCUAACCUCAACAAGCCUCCUUAAAUAGCCCACAAACAGUUAGCUAAUUUGAUAGUCUACAGUUUGAAGUAACAGUCUUCCUGCUUAGGCUAGCUACAGUCGGCUAGCUAGCCGACUAUGAUGACGCUAAUUAAAAUAGUUGGUACCAUCCAACAACUGGUCACCAACCAGAACUGUUGGCUAAUUAGCUUAUGGAGAGGAAGCUAAUCCUCAACAACUUCACAGUUUGUCAUGCUAGCAGUUAGUGUGUUGGCAAAUUCACAAGUUAGCAGGUGUUGGGUGUUUUUUUAGCUUUGUAGGAUUCUGGAAAUGAGCCUGCCGGCAGUUACAAUGCUGAUUUAACAGAAGGGUAGCUAAUUAUCCAGCUAAUUAGCUCAUCAGGAAUCUAAUGUUGGUAUUGUUGUUAAAUGCCAUCAUUCCACUUGGACUACAUACUGCUAAUUUAAAAAAACGUUGUAACUUAACAACAACUAGCUGAUUAGCCUGAAAGAAGCUAACAACUGCCCUGUUGACAAAAUGCUACUUCACAAGUUAACAGUUGAUUUAUUAGCUUUUUUCUCAGUCUGAAAAUUGGCCUACCUGCAAUUACAUUGAUCAUAGGGAGCUCAGCUAGUGAAGGCAGUGCUAAUUAGCCUACUUAGUAGCUUAUCGGCAAUUUGGCUGCUGGUAUUGCUAUUGAAAUUGGCAAAUGGAAUACCAGCAUCACAAACAACUGUGUUUGCGCAUAUGCUAAUUCACAAGCUAACAGACGACUUAUUGCUUCCUAACUAGCUUAUGAGCUACUUGUACUGUCCUGAUGACAAGAAAAUCUGGCUGCUUUUACUGCAAAUUAAAGUAGCGACUACAACCGGGUGGCUAACAACUAGCUACUAACAGUUUCUAGAGUUUAUAAAUUAGCCCGCUAGCUGCCUGAAGUAACCCAGAAGGUAGAGAUUCGCCCGAGUGGCACUGAGCUGAUAUUUAAAAAAUACUGAACUGGGAACACUCCGACUUUCUCUUCCUCCCACCCUUGUUUUUUUUUCAUCUUUUUAUUUCUCGUGAUAUAAAAAUAAACGUGUUUUGUUCCGAAGCAGUUAGCUGCAUGUUAGCCGCAUGUUGGCUCCACUGGAAACAGCGGAAACGAGUCUCUUCGGUGUUCGUUGCAGCGGCGGUCGAUGGCCCGAACCGGUCCAAACUGGUCUGAACCGGUCCAAAUCGGUCUGAGCUUUGAAUUGUGCCGUUUCUUCAGAUUCCUGCUGCGUUUGUUGUCGUCUUCCGAACCGGUCCAAACUGGUCGGAACCGAUUGGAGCUUUGAGUCGUGUCGUUUCUUCAGAUUCCUGCUGCGUUUGUUGUCGAACUUUGUGGUUUAGAUGUCGUCGGAUCAGCGAAGCAGGUGACUUCUGACACUAAAAACCUCUUCACACCCUCUUCAUGUUUCUGUAGAUUUGACUUCAUGCUGUUGUCUUUGAGGUUUUAGUCCAAACUGGGUUAAUUCAGCCAACAUCUCGUCUUUGCAGCGACAUUUUUACAAUAAAAGUCUUCCUACCAACACACUGGAUGGUCUCGAUGAACUUUAACCCUCUGAACUCUCGUCUCGUUUUCUCAUUUUUCACUGCAAUAAAAAACAUCCUGACACAGUUCCGGUACCAGAAAAGCAUAUUUAUGGAUAUUUUACCAUUUAUAAUUUUAAUUUUCUGCAUUCCAACCUUGAAUUCCUUCAGAUUUUGGCUUCACGCAGUCUGGUUAAAGCCAACAAUUUAUCCAGAUUGUGUGAAAACCAAAAAAAAUUAACGCAUCUCUGCACAGUUGUGCAGAGAGGCACUAAUUUUUUUGUUUUUCACAAUCUAGUUAAAGCAAACCGUUUAAUUUCGAUGAAAUUUGUAAAUGAGAUGUGUAGAAACCAGUUGGUUUAAAGUUCCUGAAAGUUCUCGUUCUGUUUGUACGGUUUCCAGCGGAUAAAGUAAAUCACAUUUUGUCGAUUUUUCUGGGUUCAGAGGGUUGAUGAGACAUUUGGAGUUGACUUUUGUUUGUCAGGACUGAAAAUAAAAUAAAAAUAAUUGCACUACAGGAAAAAAACACCUCACCUGUCCGCCUCCACCAAUCACAGACGACUUCCUUCGCGAAAUUAAAUUUUAGUGUCCUCCAAUAACAGCCGAUGAAGAGCUGGAGAAAAAAGAACGGCUAGUAAGAGGAGUUGCAGUUACCGUCAGUGACCAUAGGUGACGCCAAACUCGCUUGAGGGAACUUGAACUCGUCACGUGACCCGGAAACGGCUGCCGAUUGGUUCCAUUGAGAUUAUUUCAUACAUGCUGUAGUGUAGCUAGUUUGUGUAAAUUUAAAAUAUCUAAAAAAAUCAACAGAUGAAUCGGUAAGACCUUAAUAAUAGUAAUAAUAAUCUGUAUUUAAAAAAGAAAAAUCUUAUUAAAUAUGUUUAUUAUUUUUUAACACUUUUGUCGUCGUUUGAGCUGAAACUGUCAAUCAGAUAAAAAUCAGAGAAAUAAAGAAAAUUAGAACCAAACCUCUUUUUUCUUCUGUGAUAAAUAAUUUUAGAAUUUUUUUAUUUGCUACUAUUUUUUGAUUCAUCAGCCAAACAAUUCAAUAAAGAAAUUAAAUUGUCUUUGAAGCAGAAGUUAGAGCUGAUUCCGGUUUAUCGACCUUCCCUGCAGCGCCACCUUCAGGACAUCUGCAGUUUUUCUGUCCAUUAAUUGUAAAACGGAGUCCAGUGUUCUGAUUGGUGGUUAUUGAUCAGGAGUCUGAUUGUGUCUUUGUGUCAAUGUUUCCCUCAACGUCUGUCUCUGUGUCGUUUCAAACUCCGGCUGGGAUUGGCUCGUCCCGCCGGAGAGCUCUGCUGUGAUUGGCCGGUGGGACUUGACGGGUUCAGACAUUUACUGGAGCUGCUUCCUUAAGGUCUGGGAGAAGUUCCUCCUCUUCUUCGUCCUCCUCUUCCUCCUGCUGUCAUCCGAUUGGUCCGGCCGAAGCUGCCUGGCUCCCAGACUGUAGACUGAACACUGUAUCUGCUGGUGAAACUUCUGUAACUCUGCUUUUUAUUUCUGUUUGAACUAACGUCCAGCUGACCGACACCGAGCUCCAGCUCUGAACGAAACGCUGUGAUGAUGGAGCCCCGUGUGUGUCUGUCUGUCUGUCUGCGUGUGUGUCUGUUUGACACGCGGUCAACAUUUGUUUUGAUGAAUUAAAAAAAAAGGCCAAAUGGAAA